AUGAGCCCGAUGCGUCGCAGUGCUCUUGCGUUUCGGCGGCAUGUGUCGCAGCUCAGGUAUGAGGUCCCUGGCUACGGGACGGCGACCUUCGACCUGAAGCACGAGAAGGCCGCGGGCGACCGCGAGCCGGUGCAGGCGGCGGAGCGCUCGUUCGUCGAGCGCACCGCGCCGCGGAAGGAGGAGCUGACGGAGGAGCAGAAGGAUGCUCGGGCCGCGGCUCGCAGGGCCAAAAAGGCCCGGCAGAAGGCGAACAAGGCGGAGAAGGCUGCGGCGGCGGCUGCGAGCGAGGCUGAGCGUGCGGACUACCCGCACGCGCAGCUGCGCGAGAACCCACACCGCAGUCUCCGAACGUCCCAGGAGCAUGCGGUGGGCACGGCAACCGACGAGGAGGUCGAGGAGGAGGCAGCGGGGGCGGGGCCGGGAUGUUGCGACGGAGGGCCGGAGCUAUGGGCUGGCGCCACGACGUUGCAGGACACGGAGGGGUGGAAGGAGCUGGUGAAGGCGGGAAAGAUUCUGCUCUUCGACGAGGAUCGGGCGGUGUGCCCGCUGGCGGGGCAAGCGGCGAGGGGGUCGCCGGGGGUUGGGAUGAUGGGGAUGGUCUUUUCGGCGAGCACUACGAUGUUCGUCGCACGCACGCCCCUCCUACUCGGCCUGUUGGGCAUCGCCAACGUCGAUGCCUUUGCCAGCGCGCCGAACACGCUGGAGGACAUGACCGCUCGUAUGGUUAGCGGGCUCAUCGAAGACUUUGCUGCUGUGAGCGCCAAUUUCGGCGAGGACAGCGUUGAGACCGUCGCCAAGGCGGUGAUCAACAGCACUCCAGAGCUGAACUCGUAUGUUCUCAAGAUCAUGUCGCACAUGACAGGAAUGGAGGCGUGGCGCACGGGCGUCCCGCCGAAUGACGCCCUCAUCUCAAAGUUCUGGGACGAGGAUUCGUGGCACGUGACCGAGACGGUGAAGAUUGACAAGAUCACCGAGACCAUCUACAACGCCGUGUCGCCCGAGGCCACCUCCUACCUCUACCGCAACGACGACCUGACGCUGGUGAAGGAGAUGAUCGACUUCCCAACCACGUCCAACUCGCCGGAGGACGUCACCUUCGACCUGCCCACCGCAGUGGCGUACACCGGGCCCUCGGACCUUUACUACAUGCCGUUGACCGAUCUCGCCUCGCUCAUCCAGAGCAAGACCGUCAGCUGCGUGACGGUCGUGACCGCCUUCAAGGAGCGCCUUGAGGAGUUCGACCCCUACCUCGCCUUUGUGACGACGCCACUCUACGACUCGGCCCUCACCACCGCCGCCGAGUACGACGAGCUGCUUGCCGCCGGCGAGUCCAAGGGUCCGCUCAUGUGCAUCCCCUUUGGGAGGAGGGCCCCCCCCCAAAUCCCGGAGGAGCCGCCUUUGUAG
This is a messenger RNA of Emiliania huxleyi CCMP1516, 1404 nucleotides long. RefSeq lists its product as hypothetical. Lineage: Eukaryota; Haptophyta; Isochrysidales; Noelaerhabdaceae. The transcript has 7 exons. Bases 1 to 1404 code for a protein of 467 amino acids. The record is from RefSeq and is a predicted model, not a curated record.